AUGAAAAACAUGCGGCACUUAUUAUUUAUAUUACCGUCAGUGUCUCUAAUACAAUUCAUUUUUGGAUAUGGCCUUGAUGCUCUAACACCUAUACAUUUCUUGACCGUGAAAAAGGAAAUCCUUUUGCGCCAGCGGUUAGCGACAGAAAAUCCUAAGAGUGCAGAACACGAAAACAAUCCUUGUAAUUUCAAAGAGUUAGAAAAACCAAACUUCGAUACACCUGGUCGUAGAAUUAGCGAGUCGAAAUGCUAUGAAUAUCUAUGGGAAAUAAGAAAACGUGAAUAUCAUUUCAAACAAAUCGAUAAAUGCCCGAAAUACAGAUUAAAAAAGCCGAAUUUCAAACAUUCAGCUGUCGGUGGAAGAAAAACAGAACCCGGUGAAUUCCCACAUAUGGGAGCUGUAGGCUGGAGAGCAAUUAAAGGCACAUGGAUAUUUAAGUGCGGCAGUUCGUUGAUAAGUUCUAAAUUCCUGCUCACGGCAGCUCAUUGCUCCAGAGCGUCGCCAAGAGAACCUAAUAUAGCGAACACUACACCGGAGAUAGUGCGAUUGGGCGACAAAAACAUUAUUGAUGUGGUCGCCAAUGGGCUCCCACCACUGGAUGCUAAAAUACAGAGAAUCAUUGUUCACCCACGAUAUGCCGCUCCGAAAAAGUACUUCGACAUAGCAAUCAUUGAAUUACAGAGAGAUGUGAUUUUUAAUAUGUACGUACAACCCGCUUGUCUCUGGAUCAAAUCUGAUACCAGUCCCCUAGGAAGCAAAGCCACAUUAACCGGAUGGGGAGUUAUAGAAACUGCGACCUUAGAAACGUCUCCGGAACUUCAAGCUGCGGAGGUGGAAAUAUUGGGUUCGAAUGUAUGCGACGAUUUAUUGAAGUCCUCUUGCAAUCGAUUGUGGUGUGGUCUGUCCGAGAAUCAACUUUGCGCUGGCAAAUUAUCUGGUGGAGUUGAUGCGUGUCAGGGUGAUUCCGGGGGACCGUUGCAAGUGAAGAUACAAUUACCGUCCAACAGCCAAGGGUCCAUUCACUACUUAAUAGGAGUUACGUCAUUUGGUGUAGGGUGUGGUCGCGCAAACACACCAGGUGUCUACACUCGCGUAUCAAGCUUCAUAGACUGGAUCGAGGACGUUGUGUGGCGUGGACAAAAUACUAGUAGUACUCGCAAA
Messenger RNA from Iphiclides podalirius (scarce swallowtail), 1161 nucleotides. Lineage: Eukaryota; Metazoa; Arthropoda; Insecta; Lepidoptera; Papilionidae. The record is from the annotation of a GenBank genome assembly.